AUGCCUCGGAUUCGCAAAAAGCCGAGUAAGCGCGGUUCUACUAACCAACGCGAGAAGAUCAAGCACAAGGCCGCCGAGACGAGAAAGAAGAGGAAGAAGGACGCGAAGAAAAUCACUCAGUGGAAAACAAAACAUCCAAAGGACCUUGGAAUCCCGAACAACUUCCCGUACAAGGACCAGAUCCUUGCGGAGGUUGCGGAAGAGCGGAGACGGGCUGUGGAAGAGAAGGAGCGUCGGAAAGCAGAGAAGAAGUCUGCAAAGGCGAAGAUUUCCUCUGAGAACGGGUCUGACGCCGAGUCUGAGGUAGCCUUCGACGGAGUGAGCGCAGUGACCGGAGGGGCGACAAAAACUUCCAGCGGAAAGGAGAAGGCCUUGCAAGUUGACGCGAAAGAUGUCGAAGAAGACGUCCCCGUCCUCAUCAACAGAGACCUGUCUGACCUGAAGACCGUGCUCGAUAUUGCGGACGUCGUCAUUCAGGUGCUGGAUGCUCGAGAUCCGCUGCCUUAUAGGAGCACACACAUUGAGGAAAUAGCGGGAGAGAAGAAGAUGCUACUUGUGCUCAACAAAGUCGAUGCCUGCCCUCGGGAGGCGAUCGUAUCUUGGGUUGCUACUCUCCGUGGCCAAUGCCCUACUGUACUCUUCCGCUCUGCCUCGGCAUUUCUCCCCAAGGCAGUGGAACCAUCGAGCAGAGGAAAGGCCAAGGAUCCCGUGGACGAUGCAUGGGGUGUCGACGCUAUCCUCAGCUGUCUAGGAUCGUGGGCGCAGCAAAAACAAGAUGAAAAACCUCUCGUGGUCGCGGUCGUUGGAGUCGCGAAUGUGGGUAAAAGCUCAGUUAUUAAUUCCCUACUAAAGAGGGCGGCUUUGGUUAUAUACACUGUAAAUUCGACUGCACUGGAAGGAUCGACCACAACGACGCAUCCUCAAGAAGUGGAGAUCGAGUUUGAAGGAAAACAAAUUCGACUCAUUGACACUCCAGGAGUAUCAUGGCAUCCUGUACCAGACGAUAGUCGGGAGACAACUGAAAAGAUUCGUGCGCAGGACAUCUUGGUAAGGAGCAGGGGCAGGAUUGAACGUUUGAAAAAUCCUGUGCCAGUCGUCGCUGCAAUUGUUUCUCGUUCCGAUCGCGAAGACAUUAUGCUAUUUUACAACCUUCCGGCUUUUGCAGACAGAGACACAAAUGCCUUCCUAUCAGGUGUUGCUCGUUCAAACGGGCUAAUCAAGAAGGGUGGUGUCCUCGAUCUCUCGGGUGCUUCUCGCAUUGUCUUGCGAGACUGGAGCACCGGCAAGUUCCUUCGAUACACGAUGCCUGCUUCUCCGGCUCCUACAUCCGCUUCCGAUACUGCGCCUGCGGAGGUGUACGCGAAAGACGAGGAGGUUGUGUCCAGGCUAUUCACACUGAAAGAGAUGCGCAGAGCAGGGGGUGCGAUCAAGAUGACAGCGGGCCCAGUGGAGACACGAAAGGUUGUCCUGGAUGCAUCCUGGAUGGUCUCUGACGAUGAGGAUGGUAAUGAAGGUGACGAGGAGGAAGACGAAGAUGAAUUGGACGAAGAUGUAUCUGGAGGUGUUGACGAAGAGGAUGAAGACCAGGAGAGCGGUGGUGGAGAUGUUGACGAGGACGAAGAUGAAGACUCGGAUGACGCACCGGUGCGCCCGAGCGGCAAGCGGAAACGAGGUGUCACCAAGAUCUCAACACCUCCACCUCGACCACUGAAAAAAGUGGCUUUCUCUGCGGAACCCAAGGGGACCAAGCAGGCUCGUGCAGCAGCGGGUGCGAAAGGUUCACGAACCACUACGCUGGAGGCUCGAUCGAAAUCUGCCGAGGAUAAACCCGUCGUGAAAUCCAAGGCCGCCGUCGCCGUGGACAAGGCAAGCAAAACGAAACACGCCAUGAAAAAGACUGCUCGUCAUGCUGUAUCACAGAAGGUAGCAAAUUCCUCAUCCAAAAACACGGCACCUCGCGAGGGCGAGGAGGUGUAUGAUUUCAAGAAGUUCUUCUGA
Sparassis crispa is the source of this 1998-nucleotide messenger RNA. RefSeq names its product Nuclear GTP-binding protein. Gene Ontology annotation, cellular component: nucleolus. NCBI's taxonomy places the organism in Eukaryota, Fungi, Basidiomycota, Agaricomycetes, Polyporales, Sparassidaceae. The transcript is spliced from 8 exons. The record is from RefSeq and is a predicted model, not a curated record. Gene Ontology annotation, molecular function: GTP binding. The coding region runs from base 1 to 1998 and encodes 665 amino acids.